Molecule: messenger RNA, 7779 nt
Organism: Bolinopsis microptera
Lineage: Eukaryota; Metazoa; Ctenophora; Tentaculata; Lobata; Bolinopsidae
Product: fatty acid synthase-like
Biological process (GO): fatty acid biosynthetic process
Cellular component (GO): cytoplasm
Molecular function (GO): phosphopantetheine binding; 3-oxoacyl-[acyl-carrier-protein] synthase activity; fatty acid synthase activity
Source: RefSeq, a predicted model, not a curated record
GUUAAUGAUCAGAUGAUGCAAUGAGUGAGGGUAAAGGCAUAGUAAUCUCAGGGCUUUCGGGCCGCUUUCCUAAUUCUAACAAUGUGGAUGAGUUUUGGGACAACCUUGUUGCUGGAACGGACAUGAUCACUGAUGAGCCGAGAAGGUGGCCUGCUGGAAUAUUUGGUCUGCCGGAGAGAGCUGGACUUCUCCACGACAUAGAUUCCUUUGAUGCCUCCUUCUUCGGGGUCAGUGCCAAGCAGGCCCAUCAGAUGGAUCCUCAGCUCAGAAUUUUACUGGAAGUUGCUUACGAAGCAAUACUUGACUCAGGAUACCACCCGAGCGAGCUAAAAGGUAAGAAGAUAGGUGUGUAUGUAGGCGGAUCCUCCUCUGAAGCUUACGAUGCGUGGUCAUCAAACGCUGACGCCCAAACAGGAUAUGGUUUACUCGGCUGCUGCCGGUGCAUGCUUGCUAACAGAGUAGCCUUCACUUUCGACUUCAGAGGACCCAGUUAUACUCUGGACACUGCCUGCAGUUCCUCCAUGUUCGCUCUGGAUGCUGCUUUCAAAAGUAUCCAGCUUGGAGAGUGUGACAUGGCUCUGGUGGCGGGGGUUAACCUUCUGUUAAAACCUAAUUGUUCCCUAGACUUCCACAGACUUUCUAUGCUUUCCCACGAUGGCUCUUGUAAGGUAUUUGAUGAAGGAGCUAACGGAUAUGUUAGAGCUGAGACAGUUUCUGCAGUAGUUUUAUGUAGGGAAAAUCUCUCCAGAAGAGCCUAUGCGAGAAUUCUUGGCACCCGAACAAACACUGAUGGUUACAAGAGUACUGGGAUAACGUAUCCGAACCAUGAGAUACAGGCUGAGUUGCUGAGCGACCUGUACGAGGCAGCUGGGGUUUCGCCUGACGAUGUGUACUAUCUUGAAAUGCACGGGACUGGAACUCAGGCUGGUGAUACACAAGAGAUGUUGGGAGUUGAGAAGUAUUUCCUGGAUAAUGGGGCCCGAUCCUCUGACGCCCCUCUUUAUGUUGGCAGUGUUAAGAGCAACAUGGGCCACAGUGAGCCUAGUAGUGGGGUGGCAGCCCUUACUAAGAUACUCCUGUCAUACCACUACAAGAAGAUACCAGCCAACAUCAACUUCAACAAACCCAACUCUAAGUUGAAGCCACUCGUUGAUGGAACUGUUGUACCUGUCACAUCGCAUUUAGAGCUACGAUCGGGGGAUAUCAUCGGAAUUAACUCAUUUGGAUUCGGUGGAGCUAAUGCUCAUGUCAUUUUACAGGGAGUAUCGGGAGAUGAGCCACGACCUGUAAACUCGGAGAUUCCCAUCCUUGUUCCGUAUUAUAAUCGGAGACCAGAACAAACCCAGUCAGCGCUGUGUCAGAUUAGAGAUGAGCACGUUACCCAUGACAAACUCAGCUACCUUCACAUGAUAUCUCAGGGUUCUGCUGCAACAAAUGUUACAAGAGGAUUUGUUAUUUUAAACGGAGUAAAGAAAGAACCAAUAGUAGCUGAGAGUAGCCCUGCAGCAGAGAAACGGCCCUUGUGGUUCGUAAUGACUGGUAUGGGGGCACAGUGGCACGAGAUGGGAAAAGACAUGCUCAAAUACGAAACAUUUAGACGGUCAAUAGAAGAGUGUUCCGGAGCGCUAGCCUCUGUUCCAGGAUGUACAAUAGACCUACACCACCUGCUCACCUCCCCCGCAGCCGAGCUGCAGAGUGCAGAGAACGCAUUUGUCGGGCUGUGCGGUCAGAUAGGUCUGGUGGACCUGCUGUGCGAGUUUGGGUUGAAGCCUGAUGGGCUUUUGGGGCACAGUGUAGGGGAACUGGUGUGUGGGUACGCUGACGGCUGUUUGGAUGCCGGACAAACCAUCUUAGCUAGUUACUUCAGAGGAAAGUGUAUUAAAGAUGCAGGAUUAAAAGAAGGAGGAAUGGCAGCUGUAGGCUUGACUUGGAGUGAAGCAGCAAGUGCUUGUCCUUCUGGAGUUGUUCCUGCUUGUCACAAUGCUGAGGACUCGGUAACGAUUUCUGGAGACAAACAAAAAGUUUCAGACCUUGUCCAAAAGCUGGCAGAUGAUGGAGUGUUUGCUAAAAAUGUCAAUUCAUGUGGUGUAGCUUUCCAUUCUCCUUGUCUCGCUCCUGUUGGACCACAAUUGGAAGAAUGCUUGAAACCAGUCAUUCCUCACCCGAAACUCAGAUCUCAAGGUUGGGUGUGUACCUCAAGAAAAGAAUCUGAGUGGGACAAAGCAAAAUACUGCGAUGCUACUUAUCUGUCUAAUAAUCUUGUCAGCCCCGUUUGGUUCCACGAGAGCCUUGCCAAGAUCCCUGAUAAUGCGAUUGUGGUUGAGAUAGCAGCUUGUGGACUCCUACAAUCCAUACUUAAACGAGCCCUACCUACCUGCACAAUACUCCCUCUCAUGAAACGAAAAGAUCCUAAAUGUGUAGAAUUCUUCCUGAACAGCAUUGGAAAACUCUGGAACUUGGGUGUGAACCCUAAGUUUGCUAAGUUUUACGAGGCACCCUCCCUCCCUCUGGUAGAUCUACCUCCCAUGUCUGGUCUGGUGGACUGGGACCACUCUGUCCAGUACAACACGCCCGGGCUCAGUGACUACGGAAGUGGUGCUGGAAGUGGCUCUCAGGUUUCGUACUCGUACAAGAUAGACACAGUCGACUCCUCCAACCCCUACCACACAAUGAAGGAUCACGUGAUUGACAGCAGGAACCUCCUCCCAGCUACAGGUUAUCUCUACCUCGCCUGGAGGUCUAUAGCUACAGCUGUUCACUCUACCGUUGAUAAGUGUCCUAUAACCCUCCAACACAUUACUCUGCACCAGGCUACCAUUCUGUCGACUCUGGGGCCCACUACCAUGACGGUGACACUGAGUCCGGGUUCCAGGAACUUUGAAGUGACAUCAGGUGACAGUCUGGUAGUAAGUGGACAGUACUCACUGGAUGAUGCAGUACCGACUACUAAAGACAACGAGGAGGGGGAUUCAGGAGAUCAGCUCAUUCUUAAACCAGAUGGCAUCUACAAGGAAUUCAGACUGCGGGGCUACGAGUACGGUCCCCUGUAUCAGGGAAUACUCCACUCAACAGAGGGAGGGGAGACUGGUGAACUGAGCUGGUCCGGGGACUGGGUCAGUUUCCUCGACACCAUGUUACAGGUUCAACUGAUCGGUAACAAGAGCCGAGCACUCAGACUUCCUACUAGGAUCCGAGAGUUAAGGAUAAACCCUGUCGAGCAGCCGGGUGUGGGAUGUGACGUGAAGUUUACUGUGAACCACAACACCAAACAGUGCACUGCUGGUGGUGUUUUUAUUUCUGGUCUACACACGACGCUAUCCCAGCGUAGAUCUGACCUAAGGCCAGUAAUGUUAGAGACCUACGAUUUCGCUCCUUAUUACAAGCACGUGACCGCGCAACGUGACGUCACCAACAGCUCACGCGACGUCACUGGUGACGUGACGAAGUUCCCGCACGCGCUGGCUGUGGACAGUGCUCAGCAGUUUAUUGAAACUUCUUCGCUUCGUAACAUGCUUGAUAUUGCUCAAGAAAACAUACUGGGAAUGAACGCUCUUUCUGUUCUUGAAGCGGGAGGAGUCUCUUACUUGAAAAGUUACGUGGAGAAUGUGCUGAACUCAAAUCCUGGCCGCCCCGUCUGCACCUACAACGUCUCUGUAAGCUCGGAACGAGAAAAAGAAAUCACUGAUUACGAGCACCUUACGGAGUCUUUCGUGUGGGACGCACUAUCUCAGCCCACCUCCGACAAAUAUAAUAUCAUCAUGACGUCAUCGACCGUGUGUAACUCUAGGGAGGCGAUGGAUAAUAUUCUAGGCUCAUUGAAAGCUGGAGGUUUCUUGGUCAUGUUGACUCUCGCAGAAGAUAAGUUGGAGACAAGUGAAACUGCAGAAAUAGUCGCCAGUAGAGAUUGUUCGUUUGCAACGCUCUCUCUGAUCAGAAGCAAACAGCAGCAGGAUGAACUGCGCUGCAAGCACAUACAAGUUUCAAGUGAAACGUUCAGUUGGUCAGAAACACUACAGUCAGCUGCAGUAGACGACACAGUAGACAGAAUCUGGCUACAAGGCAACACUUCUACAGGAGUUCAGGGGUUGUGCAACGCUCUUAGACAGGAGGAUUGCGCCCAGAAGAUAAGAUCGUGUCUGUCAUCAGAGAAGUUAUCGAGAGAAGAACUAGCCUCUGUCGUUGAACAUGAUUUAGUGAGCAAUGUUCUCGUUAACGGAGUGUGGGGAACGUACCGUCAUUCCGACGUGACGUCAUCAAAAGCUCACGUGACGUCAUCAGAUAAUAACGUGACGUCACGCUCAGCGUAUGUAGACACGAUUACCCGGGGAGAUUUGUCCUCACUCUCCUGGAUACAAGCUCCUGCCUCUCCCAAAUCCCAGAAUACUAUUACCUGCGAGGUAUCAUUUGCCUCGCUGAACUUCAGAGAUAUAAUGAUAGCAACAGGUAAGCUCCCGCCUGACGCCUUGCCUCUGGAGAUGCAGGGCAGUAACGACUGUGUGCUGGGACUUGAGUUUAGUGGUCACGUGCAGGGAACUAAAUCACGUGUCAUGGGCAUUCUCCCUGUCAAAGCGCUCGCUACUAGAGUGGUUACUCAGCCGGACUUUACUUGGAAGGUACCAGAUAGUUGGAGUUUAGAAGAAGCCGCCUCCGUCCCCGUAGUGUACUGCACAGCUUACUAUUCCCUGAUAACUCGCGGGAGACUCCGACGAGGGGAGAGUGUACUGAUCCACAGUGGUAGUGGCGGUGUUGGACAGGCAGCCAUUUCCAUCUCCCUCAGUCUCGGAUGUGAAGUCUUCACAACCGUAGGAUCGCAACAGAAGAUAGAUUUCUUGAUGUCCAAGUUUCCACAGUUGUCGCGGGAUCACAUUUUGUACUCCCGAAGUGCUAAGUUUGAGGAGGAUAUAAUGAACAUGACGAAGUCUAAGGGUGUUAACGUGGUUCUCAACUCCCUGGCUGGAGAUAAAUUACAGGCGAGUGUACGAUGUCUCAGUCGACACGGCAGAUUCCUUGAGAUUGGAAAGUAUGAUAUGAGCGAGAACAAUCCAAUUGGCCUUGCUAUUUUCCUGAAGAAUGUUUCGUUCCACGGUAUCCUACUGGACGCUCUGUUUGAAGGCAACAACUCUGACUGGGAAGAGGUAAGAGGGUUGCUGGAGGCAGGUAUGAAGUCAGGAGUCGUAAAACCUCUCCCAACAACCUGUUUCCUCAACAACCAGCUAGAGCAGGCCUUCAGAUACAUGGCUCAAGGAAAACACAUAGGAAAAGUUGUUAUCAGCACAACCGACGAUGCGGGUCAGCUUCCUGCAGUCGUGCUUCCUAAGUUCUCCUGUCAACCCAACAAAAGUUACAUUGUAACCGGUGGACUAGGAGGGUUCGGGUUGGAGCUAGUUCAAUGGUUGGCGGAACACGGGGCACGUAACGUGACCGUCACAAGUAGGUCAGGUGCUAAAUCCAGCUACCAGCAGUGGGUGGUGAGCAGACUCAGGGGUAGUGGAGUUAACGUUACUAUAGCAACACACGACACAACCACUGUCCAGGGUGUAGCGGAGAUGUUGGGAGCUACCUCUCAGCCGGUCACUGCCAUAUUCCACCUGGCAGGGAUCCUGAGGGACGGUCUGUUGGAGAGUCUUACAGUUCAGCAGUUUGAGGAGGUGUACCGGGCUAAAGUAGACACAGCACGACAUCUGGACACCCUGUCACGUGACGUUUGUCCUGAGUUGCAACACUUCGUCUGUUUCAGCAGUGUAGUCAGUGGUAGAGGUAACUCUGGGCAGAGCAACUACGCUGCUGCUAACAGCGUGCUGGAGAGGAUAUGCGAGGAGAGAAUGAAGGGUGGGUAUCCUGGACUAGCUAUACAGUGGGGAGCUAUUGGAGACGUUGGGAUGGCGCAUAGUAUGGUGGGUAACGAUGCUAAUAUCGGUGGAACCUAUCCCCAGAGAAUAUGGAAUUGUCUGAGCACCAUGUCUCACGCUAUGACGCUCAGCUCUCCAGUAGUCUCCUCUAUAGUCCUGGCUGACAAAGAAAACCAAGCAAAGGCUGAGGGUGGCAGUGAUCUGGUGGUGGUUGUUGCCAACAUUAUGGGAGCAUCGGAUCCAAGUAAACUCGACCACAACAUUUCCCUCGGUGACCUCGGUCUGGACAGCUUGAUGGGAGUGGAAGUUAAACAGGCCCUGGAGCGGGCUGAAAUCAGACUCUCGAGCAAAGAAAUUAGAGCUCUCACAUUAUCAGACAUCACAAGACUUCAAAGUGGGGAGGAUACUUCUGGUAAAACAGAGACCAAAACGGAAGAAAAGGCAACCGAGUCUCUGGUGGUGUUAAAAACAGUGGCUGGUACUGUACCUCUUUACCUGAUUCACCCUAUCACCCUUGACGUAGAACCUCUGGCAAAUAUAGCUAAGCAUCUAGAUUCAACUGUGAUUGCGGUGCAGUUUACUGAAAAGGCUCCCUUGGAAUCUCUGGAAUCUAUAUCUUCCUUCUACAACUCUGAGAUUAAGAAACAUCGCGGAGAGGGCAAGUUCCGAUUAGGAGGGUAUUCGUUUGGGGCCGUUCUGGCGUUCGAGAUGGCACUUCAAUUUAAAGAAGACGAUCUAUCGCUAAUGGAGUAUCUUGUCCUCAUUGAUGGAUCUCCUAAUUGGGUAAAUGGGCAGAUUGAGGACUACAAGGAGGCAAAUAUCAAGUCGAAGAGGUCUGAAAGUUUGGAUAAGCCUACUGAAACUGUGCUUGGAUUCAUUAGGCGUGCUUUUGGUUCGGAACCUGAAGGACUGUACGAGAAACUGUCAAUUCUUUCUCCUGACAUUGAGGCUCAAGUUAAGGUUGCCAUGUCAGUGCUGAAGGAAAAGAUGCCUGGGAUGCUGACUGCGGAUACAGGGUACAAAAUGCUGUAUUUCUCGAAACUCAUAAUUUUAGCCAUGAACUACUCUCCGACGAGCACCUUCUCUGGUUCCGUCCAUCUCAUCAAAGCUAUUGAUAGUUAUCAGGUGGGAGAAGAUUACGGGCUGAGCAAGGUAUGCUCAGGGAGGAUAAUGGUGGACAGUGUUCAGGGAGACCACGAAACUUGUGUCACCGACCAUGAAGAAGACAUUGCCUCUCUCAUCACCGCUAGGAUGUCUCCCCCUAAAGUUAACACGUUUACUGAUGUGCAGGUUCACACUGGUACUUGAGUCAUUAUAUCUAGAACAUGGUCAGAUAAUGAAUAUUUGUCAGAGCCCAUUCCAGGCUGCUUUUUAUUUUUGAAUUGAGUGAUAUUUUUGCUGACACGAAGUUAGGACUGCAAUUAUAAGAAAAGUACAUCAUUUUACUUUCAGAAGAUAGUGUUAUUGUAAACACAGUUUAUGAUCUCCGUUUAAUGAUUAAUAUGUUAUAUUGGAAUUGGGGCGAAUUUGUUAUUGUAUAAAAUGCAUGCUAUGCAAACCGAAUCUUAAAUUUUGAUAAUUUUUAUAGGAUAUUCAAUACAAGUAGAGAACUGAUAAUUGGUAUUGUUUUAAAUACCAAGAAAAAUACCAGUCAAUAUUUUUGGUGUUAUUUUCAGUACCUCUCAUGUAAACAUGGUAAAGCAUUUUAGUGCUUCUUCCAUCGCUUUUAAAUUUAAGACUGGUAAUCUCUUAAUCUGUAAUCAUAUAUUUCGCUAGUCGUCAAAUAUUAUGGAAAUUUCGGUAUAAAGUUUUCAAUUUGCGACUGCGACGUAGACACCAAUUUAUAUUGGCAAGGCACGUUUUAAGUUUUUUAUAGUAUGAUUUUUGAUGUAAUUCUAUAGCUGCUUACUCGCUUAAAUUAAUUCUAAAA